AUGAUAUCUCUCACUCUACGUACAACAACUGCUUUUCGUCUGGAUACUGCUAAAGUUCGAAUUGGCAACGAUGAGAAUAGAGGAAAACAUGUUGUCGAUUAUACACUAAUUAUCACAACAAUUGGUACUGAAAAAUCAACAAUAUUUAACAAAUUAUCUCAAGCAGCUACGAAACGAGAAGAAUUUGGGAAGCAGCGAAAUGUGCUAAAAACGACCGAUAAAUUACUUCAUCAUGCUCUUGAUGAAGAAAAACUAACAAAGAAAAAAGCUGGCAAAACACAGAAAGAUCAAUACUCCCGACAUAUGAUUACAAAUGAUAGCAAGUCCUAUAGUCUGCUCAAAACGAUGCAUACAGGUGUUGAUUCAUAUCGUAAAACAAGAGCUGAUGGUCAUGUUCUAUAUCAAAACCUCAUAUUACAUUUCUUGCAGCUAGUAAUGGUUCGUUUGGCAAAAUCAAUUGAUCAAACUGCAUGUGUUACUGCUGAAUUAAGUCAUAUUGAGUUAACAAUGGAUUUAUUGAACCAAUUCAUCAAUUCUCACGAUUUUAACACAUUUGGAACAAUUUCUUUUGAAAUUUAUUGUCAAAUUGUUGAUUUUAUUCAAAAUCUAUAUCCACCAGGUAACAAUACGAUUAUUAAAAUAUCAGCGAAAACUGUUGAAUCGGCAAUUUACUGUAUGGAUAUCAGCAUGAUAAAGUAUCUGAAUCAAUUCAAUAUUGACUCGACUUGUACAGCUGCUAUACUUGAAUUGCCUAUGCAUCCGCCACACACACUCAAGACGGGUACAAAUCCAUCGAUAUCCCAGGACGAACAUUACAGUGGCCGUAAACAGCCGUGCACGAUACCGCAAACGGCCGUAACCGUCAGAAUUACGACCGUAUACGGGCCGUAAAUAACCCGUUUGGUAUGCCCCGUAUUACGGCCGUAACCCACCGUGACGUAAACGGUGAAACCCACCUACCGAAAACAGUGGACCCCAACUACCGUAAACGUUAAAAACAGUGCCGUGACACAGUCGUAUUUUGAACGAAACGACAGUUUACGACAACGAGAAUCGCCGUAUCUUAACAUAUACAGCCGUUUACGACCACCACGACUACCGUACAUCAAAGUAAACGGCCGUUUUCCAUUCGUU
Messenger RNA from Rotaria socialis, 1134 nucleotides. The record is from the annotation of a GenBank genome assembly. Lineage: Eukaryota; Metazoa; Rotifera; Eurotatoria; Philodinida; Philodinidae.